Molecule: messenger RNA, 519 nt
Organism: Cyclospora cayetanensis
Lineage: Eukaryota; Apicomplexa; Conoidasida; Eucoccidiorida; Eimeriidae
Product: ferredoxin-like
Exons: 4
Coding region: 1-519 (172 amino acids)
Biological process (GO): electron transport chain
Molecular function (GO): 2 iron, 2 sulfur cluster binding; electron transfer activity
Source: RefSeq, a predicted model, not a curated record
AUGCUGCACAUUUCGUCGCGGCCUUCGCUGUAUCUGUUGGUGCUGGUGCUCUGCUGCUGCAGCUCCUGCUGCAAACCAGCUCUGUGUAUGUCGCUACAGCAACCUGGCGCUGUAUCCCUGUUGCCCAGGCUUUACAUGAACACCUCCGCGCAGCAGCAGCCCCUGCCGCUGGUGCAGCGGCAACAGCAGCGCAAUGCCGCAUCUGCUGCCACUCGCCUACUGUAUCAGAUUCGCUUUCAAACGCCAGAAGGCCAAGAACACAUUGUCGAGUGUGCGGAGGACGAAUAUAUUUUGGACGCUGCGGAGGCAGCGGGAAUCGAGCUGCCCUACUCGUGCAGGGGCGGCUCUUGCAGCACCUGUGCCGGCAAGGUGUUGAAGGGGUCAAUCGACGCAAGUGAACAGAGCUACUUGGAUGCACAACAGCAAAAGGAAGGAUUUGCACUGCUGUGCACAGCAUACCCUAAAAGCGACUGCACCAUUCUCACCCACCAGGAAGAGGCGCUUCAUAGCCAAUCCUAA